GCGGGAGGUGUAUAUAUCGCCAAUUCUCUGAGUACAACUGGCACAGUUUCUCGAUCAUUCGUACUAUCUUGUAAUCUUUGUGCCGGUCACGCCCCAUUCUCUAUUCUUCCCCAUCCACGUCAUCCACGUCCACUCAGUCAACAUGAAGUUCACUACUAUCAUCGCCGCCGCGACUUGCUCCAGCGCUGUCUUUGCCUGGUCUUUCAAGCGCGACCCUCAAGCUGACGUCGCCUCUAUUCUCGAGGCUCUUCGCGAGAACAACCCCGAGGAUGCCGAAGCUGCCGCAGCCGUCAUGAACGUCAAGCUUCGAGCUCGCGCCCCGGAGCCUCAGAACGACCUUGCCUCGAUCUUGGCCGCUCUCGAGGCCAACAACCCCGACGAUGCUGCCGCCGCUCGCCAGGGCGCCUCGUCCGCAGCCACCAAGCGUCAGUCUCAGAGCGAUAUUGACUCCAUACUUGCCGCCCUUGAGGCCAACAACCCCAGUGACGCUGCUGCGGCACGCCAGGGCGCAGGCAAGGCUGCCCCUACCAAGCGCGAGCCUCAGGAUGAUGUUGCCUCUAUUCUCGCGGCGUUGGCCGAGAACAACCCUGAGGACGCGGCGGCGGCCAAGGGUGCGAUCCAAAAGAGGCAGGCAGAGGCGGCUCAGGGCCAGGCCAAGCGCUGGUUCGCUUAGAUGUCUGCAAAGUGGUAGGCGAGGCGGCUUAAUGGUGUUGCUAAUUGCCAUUUGACUUUGGAUACGAUCGUACAUAGGGCUUUCUUGUGAAUGGGAAUGACGUUGAGCUCUACCACUGCUUAACACCACUGCUCGUAGUUAUAUUUUGAUGCUGACCUGCGAGGCGGCCAUUUCAGUUAUGCGUCAGACGAUGAUUUGAGCGGCAAUUCUUCUCUUUCCCUUUUCCUUCUCUCUUUGUAAUGUACCGGGCGGUUAAUGGCUCAAUUGAUUCCACGUAUUAUGAUCAAAAUGAACACGC
Messenger RNA from Didymella exigua CBS 183.55, 971 nucleotides. RefSeq lists its product as uncharacterized. NCBI's taxonomy places the organism in Eukaryota, Fungi, Ascomycota, Dothideomycetes, Pleosporales, Didymellaceae. The record is from RefSeq and is a predicted model, not a curated record. The transcript is spliced from 2 exons. Bases 143 to 673 code for a protein of 176 amino acids.